Messenger RNA from Carassius auratus (goldfish), 1148 nucleotides. Its product is annotated as cornifelin homolog B-like. Lineage: Eukaryota; Metazoa; Chordata; Actinopteri; Cypriniformes; Cyprinidae. The record is from RefSeq and is a predicted model, not a curated record. The coding region runs from base 97 to 477 and encodes 126 amino acids. The transcript has 4 exons.
CCUCAAAAUAAAAGACAGCAUCCUCCUCUCAACUGUCAGUCACUUGCUCACCUUGCCUCUCUCUCCCAGAGUUCUUAAAAUUGAAAAAGAUCCAUCAUGGCGUCCAAGAUGGUGGUCCAGCAGCCCAAGCCAUUGGUGGUGGCCGCUGCAUCAGACCAGUGGAGCACCAGCAUCUGCGAAUGCGACAACGUCAAUGAGUGUUGUUUCUCUGUGUGGUGUUUCCCUUGCUUCGCGUGCAUCACAGCCAGAGAUCACGGAGAAUGUCUCUGCCUCCCUCUCCUGGACAGCUGCGGGUGUAUUCCCCCCAUCACUCUCUCCAUGAGGGUUUCCACACGCCGGCGGUACGGUAUCACGGACUCUAUCUGUAAUGACUGUGUGUACUCUUACUUCUGCGGACCGUGCUCGUGGUGUCAGAUCAGACGGGAGAUGAAGGCCAGACUGCAUCCUAUCACUCUGUUCAACAACAGGCCCACCUAGAGACCGCCAGCCUCAUCCUCACCUUCAGUAUCAUUUUCACAGUACAUUCUCUAAAGCACACUUUGUCCUUAUCGGAUCACAUUGUUUCAGUUCAUAAAACAAAAAAACAAAGACUUGCUUGUUCCGCGGUUGUAAUCACAGUCACAGAUCUUGAUCUUCCUCCCACACACGCUGACCUGGGAUCAGCCCUUGGGCAAGGCACUGUAGUGGAAUGUGUUUUGCAUAUUGAUGGCGUACAACUUUAUUCCCGGAGGUGAAGAAUUCUGAAGAAUGGAUACUCCUAAGAAAUACUCCGAUUUGGGAUUUUAAUGUUGCCUUGUGUUAAGUGUCACUAGAUUGUUUUGAUCUGCUUUAGUUUUUAAAGACUUCAUUCUUUCCAAUGUACCUCACCACAUCUUAUAUUUAAAUGAAUAUGCAUCAUGUGAUUUUCACUGUAGUUAGAAUGUCGUUAUAUUGAGCCAUUGAUAUUUACACUAGAGGUUUGAUAUUACUGAAAGAUGUUUUAUUGUGUGUUUUUGCAGGCAUGUAAAUGCUUAAAUGUAGAAAAUACAAAAAUAUGUUGGGACACUCAAUAAAGCUAAUCAAAAACAAACAUAUGCAUUUGCAUUUAAUGUGUUUAACACUGUUACAUGUUUGUUUUGGGGUUACAAAAUUAAACUUAUUCAACCAUC